AUGGGCACGUCAUUCGAACCUUGGUGGAGCUCUGAAGACAUUGAUGAGGGGGUUCGGGCGGGAACGGUUCGCUAUGGAAGACUCCACGUACCGGCUUUCGAGACGAAUCAAGCUUUCGUUGAUCUUGAUCCCGACGAGGAAGGUCGGAGAAUUCGCGUGAAAGUGCCUGGGUUUAUCGCGAGAAAUCGCGCUGUGCAUGGAGAUCGCGUUGCGGCCCGUCUUAUGUGGAAGGCAUAUAAGCGGGAAAGUAGCAGUAGUGACAGCACUGAGGAAGAUGAAGUGGCUGCAGUGGGCUGCAUAGAGGAUGCCAGGGCCCGAGUGGUGGCGGUAGGGGCGAAAGCCUUCUUGAGAGGUGGCCGAUUUGUUAUCGUCGUGUGA
Perkinsus marinus ATCC 50983 is the source of this 378-nucleotide messenger RNA. RefSeq lists its product as hypothetical. The transcript has 4 exons. Bases 1 to 378 code for a protein of 125 amino acids. The record is from RefSeq and is a predicted model, not a curated record. Lineage: Eukaryota; Perkinsozoa; Perkinsida; Perkinsidae.